CAGCAGUAGUGGACGGUAAGUGCGUACGCGUGGAGUGCUUCUAAUGCUCUAGUACCGUACCGUACCGUGCUGUGCUGCUCUGAUGUGUGAUGAUGAUGCUCCUUCCCUCACGCCUUCGUCGCAUAUCUCCAGUCGCGCACAAUCGAGGCUCCCUCCCACGCACCAUCGCGCAUCCUGUCCGUACGCCGUACGCAGAUGUACAGUGCAGGUUAAUGAACGCCUCUGACACCAUCACCCAAACUUCCCGCAUCGCAUCACCUCGGCCUGAUGCACAGUCUGCAGUCCGUCUAGCUGCAGUCUCACAUUCGAAGCACCGCACGCGGCCCAAACUCCUCCCACAUGCUCAGUUUUUCUCAAACACUCACCGUCUUUUCUCUCGAUCGGUGUAGGUAGGGGCCGCGGAACAAUAUACCGCCCGCCCCCCCUGCUACUCCGACUCCCGCUCCGGCGUGCAUAUGGGAGGAUGAGAUAACUCCGCAGUAGUGAGGAACCUAACUUAGGUCAUGUCUACCAUCUUACCACCCUGUUGGGGAGGAUGUAUUACCAAAGGUACAGGAGAGUGCGUGUGUGCGUGUGCGUCCAUACAAGUAACAUGCCUGUCAGCUUGCAGCUACUUACUUACCUUACUUUGCUAUUACCAGAGAGCCAACGGGGUUAGUGAGAGUAUCAGCCUGCAUUGUCCGGGGCUAGACUGGCUCAGGUUCCGGCCGUUUACAAGGGUUUCAUCUCCGCUUCAUCCCCGGACCUAUGCCAUGCCAUCUCACAGAACCUCGAAGCUUUGUCAAACCACGGAAGAGGAUAUAUUGACCAUCCCAACGGACGUCGUCUGAUGAUCAAACUCCUCUCGGAAUUGUAACUCGAAAGUCGACGGUAAGCUGCUCAUGCCAUCAGCCUUUCCCCCUUCCCCGAGCACCAAUUCCUCAGCAGCGGCUUCCAAUGUUUGCCUUUCCGCCAAUGGAUGCCGCUGCUGUAGUGUGCCCUUGACUCUCUCCCUCUUACCUUCCCGUGGCCGCUCUCGCACCACGUAUCUCAUAUUUCCGCGAGAGCGUGUCCACAGUUGAUCACACCGGAACAUGGAUUUCGGGCCGUACCGUUGGCAACUGGGCGCUUGAGACGAAAGCAGCAGCUCGGUUCCCCCCCCAGCCCCAGGGAAGGUCCACGGUCGUCUACCAGACUUUUCGAUCACUCACCGCCACCAACCUCCCCCCCUCUCCGGCUUUUUGUGGUAGGCCAAGGGAUGCAGGACAAAUAGGCGGGAGCGGGUAGGAGGGAGAGACGUGUUCGAUUCCCGAGGUGAUAGGAUGGGCGGGGUUUGUAUUUGGAAAAGUGACAGAGUGUUCAUUUUCUCGUUGUCCGGCGUUGUCUCGCCCGAGCUUCGACCGACGUCGUGCGUGCGAGCGCCGAUGAUGAAUAAUCUGGGGAUGCCGUUCAGGGCCGCUGAGAUGGAGGGCUGCUGGGACGACUGCUCGGUGACGACACUGGGUCUGUCUCUAUAUAUAUAGCUAUGUGCGACCGGUUUAUGGGACCUGUAGAAGCGUACGGCCACGUGGGGGGAGAGCUGCAACAGUCCCAGAAGAGUGGAAGGUGCAUUGAUGGGCGCAAAAAGAUUCGUUCUGGUGAUGGAAGCUUAUCAUUAUGGAAGGGUUAUCCCAAGGCUCGUGGGGGCUCAGCCUUGUGUGUCACGUGAUGUCGAUUUGGGGGUAUAUUGCAAUCGGAGGUCAACCUUCUGUGUAAGGUCUAUUGAUCAUUCUUGAACUAAGAUCGGGGCUCGUAUACUUUGUAGUAGUAGAUGCUACCUUCUGUUAUGCAGUACUUUGAAAAUUCUCUUUGAGGUUUUAUUUUAAACUCAUAUGGUUGGCGAAUAUGAAUCGAUUAUAUUUCCGGUAAUGAAAUAAUAAAAUAAUUAUUUCCCUCCCACAUUAUCGAAUCAAUUACCAUUCUUCAAUAUCCAAUCCUUCAAUAUCUAAACCAUCACAUGGAUAUUCAUAUCCAUCUCAACAUAACCUCAGUCCUUACUACGGCUCCUCGCUCCUCGCACCUUCCCCCCAUCUCCCACACCUCCGCGGAUCUUCCCGCCCCCAUCAAUCGCCACUGCCAACCAACUCACCCAACGCCGCAGCCUAACGGCAAGGCUGAAGAACUUCCCAAAUUUAACCCAUCUCUCAACCUACCCACUCAGUCCCCCCCAAUUCCAAAGCGACAAUGCUGCGACGAUAACACCCAUAAAUACUGGCAAACCGCUGUUUUACGUUGAUAUUAUAAUUGCAGUUUGCAUAGCGAGGAGAUAUUGAGUUUGCUACUUCCCCUCACCAAGCCGAAUAUACAAUUGCCCAGCCAGCCUCCUCAGAAUCCGAAUACCCCCCAAAAAGACACUGGAGUUCGGAGAUUUUGCUAUACACGAAGAGUCGAAAGCGGGGGCUUGUAAUAGCUCGUUUUUUAUACACGAUGUCACAACCGUCACCAACAGGCGUGGUGAUCCCAAAGACGCCCGCUGCUGCUGACGCUGCAAACUCAGAGUUGAGGUCGGAGAUUAACGCUCAGCUUAUUAAGGAUGGGCAUAUUGAACGCAUCCACAACCACCUAAAACACAUCCUCUCCUCCGACGCCUCCGACUGGCCCACCCGCAUCCAACAACACGCUCUCGCGCUGCUCCGCUCCCCAGACUCAGAAUGCGACACCUUCCCAAGGCUGAUGGAGCGGGUGAUGGCGGAUAUUAGGGAGGAUACUAAUGCGGCGCGACGGGAGGCGGGGGCGAGGAAGAGGGCCGAGGAGAGGGGGGAGGUUUAUACUGGGAGAGGGGAAGGGGGGGAUAUGAGGGAUACGAGGGAUAGGAGGGGGGAGAGGGAGACAGGGGGGUUGGAGAUUCCGGGGGUGGUGAUGCAGGAGGGGGUGAGGAUUACGAGGGAGUGUUUGGAGAUGGUUGUUGAGGUUAGGCCUUGAUUUUGGGAGGGUUGACGAGGGAGGAUUAAUUGGGGAGAUGGGGACAGGAAGGAUAAUUGAAGAUGGGAGAAAGAGGUUAAAAGAGAGCUGAUGGAGAGGGGAAGGAGGCAUGGGGGCCGGAUAGAAGUAUGCAUUUGGGAAAUCGGCGUUUUUGGAUAUCGAUUACUACUACUACUACUACUACUACUACU
Messenger RNA from Pseudogymnoascus verrucosus, 3131 nucleotides. RefSeq lists its product as uncharacterized. The record is from RefSeq and is a predicted model, not a curated record. Bases 2446 to 2940 code for a protein of 164 amino acids. NCBI's taxonomy places the organism in Eukaryota, Fungi, Ascomycota, Leotiomycetes, Thelebolales, Thelebolaceae. The transcript is spliced from 4 exons.